UAAUUUGGUUUGUUAAACAUGAGAUUGAAUUUCCUCCUCUUUUUUAUUUUUUUUUAUUUUACUUUACACUCAUUAACACUCAUUCCUUUCAUUAAUACUCAUUAUGGGAGUUGGACUAGAAAAGUGCUGUUGCUUUAUACCUUUGAGAUUAGGCACCUUUUUUGUUGCCAUCUGGUUUUGUGCUGUCUAUUUACUCUAUACAGCCACAGGAUUUUUGGCAGUCAAUCCGUUGGUUGUGUAUUCUGGUCAAGUAGCCAGACCAUGGUACUAUAUCAAUCUUUUGUUUGCUGUGUUUAUAUGUGUUGGUGGUUUAUGCGGUGUGAUUGGAUCUACUUUUGGCUCAAGACGAUUCUCAAAAGCAUUCAGUGUGAUUGCUUGGGUUAAUGUGAUUCUGUCUAUUCUGAUAUAUAGUAUCUCACUUGCAUUGAUGGGUGUCUAUAGACAUAGUGUGAUUGAUUCUUGUAGAGUCGUUGGAUUUGUUAGUAUCAACAACAGUCGACAUGAAAUGACAGUCUCCAAACCAAGUAACCAAGCUUAUUAUUCACCCGUACAUUAUACUGGGCUUUUGACAGAACAUGCUGCUACUGAGUCUGAAUGUAGUGCCAUGACAAACACCUUUUUAAUUGCAUUUGGUACAGUUGCAUUUGUGGUUCAAUUGAUUCAAAUUUACUUUGCUUAUGUGGUGGGUGCUUAUGCUAAAAGAUUAGCUAAUGGUGCUCGUCAUCAUCGAUUACAUGCACAACAAAUCAAGGAUUUUGAAGAAUCAAGAUAUCAUAUGUCUACUGUGUAUUAGAAAUAAACGAUUUUGAUUGACUGUCGAUAAACACUCAAAACAUAACGGAAAUACAGUCCUUAUUCAAGCAAUCAAAAGCACUUUUCACUAUGGUUGUUCCCUUCUCAGUUCUGUCAAAUGGGUAGACUAAUUUCUGGAAACAAAAAAGACACACGUCUAGGAUGUAUUAUACUUAUUUGUGAUGCAUACAAUACUUGUGCUCCCGAGUAGUUUCUACUUUCAUAUCGUCUGUGCCCUUUUAUCCUUGAGCUUCGAUCUCCAACAAACAAACAAGC
Messenger RNA from Gilbertella persicaria, 1068 nucleotides. RefSeq lists its product as uncharacterized. NCBI's taxonomy places the organism in Eukaryota, Fungi, Mucoromycota, Mucoromycetes, Mucorales, Choanephoraceae. The record is from RefSeq and is a predicted model, not a curated record. The coding region runs from base 104 to 793 and encodes 229 amino acids. The transcript is spliced from 4 exons.